AUGGAGGGUAUUUUAAACAAACUUAAUCUUGGAAGUUGUAUUCCCAACUUUGCCGAAGAGAAGAUCACUCCAGACAUUGUGUGCAAACUGUCUGCAUAUGAUUUGGAGUUGCUUGGUCUUAGCAGUUGCGCUAAUAUGAUGAGACUAAGAGUCGAGUGCGUAAAGUUUGGUGGGGGACAGUUGCCGAAAAUAAAUAGUAGUUGUGGAGCGCCAAAGUUUCAUAUCCCAAGGAGUGUGCUGGAAAAUCUCCUAGACGAAGGAUUUUCCAUAAAUGAAAUAUCGACUCUUUUAAGAGUAGAUAUCUCUAAAAAUCAAACAAGUGGUGGCAAACUUUGA
Molecule: messenger RNA, 336 nt
Organism: Paramuricea clavata
Lineage: Eukaryota; Metazoa; Cnidaria; Anthozoa; Malacalcyonacea; Plexauridae
Source: the annotation of a GenBank genome assembly